This is a messenger RNA of Lytechinus variegatus (green sea urchin), 4704 nucleotides long. Its product is annotated as serine protease 23-like. The record is from RefSeq and is a predicted model, not a curated record. Bases 1820 to 3031 code for a protein of 403 amino acids. Gene Ontology annotation, biological process: proteolysis. Gene Ontology annotation, molecular function: serine-type endopeptidase activity. Lineage: Eukaryota; Metazoa; Echinodermata; Echinoidea; Temnopleuroida; Toxopneustidae. The transcript has 2 exons.
AUUGCAUAUCAUAUCAACCCACCAUCUCCCAACCCCUCCCCCUCUUUCUUUCUCUCUCUCGCUCUGUCUGUCUGUCUAUCUCUUUCUCUGCAACAUGAUAAAUAUGGCACACCAUGUAAGUCCAUCCCCCUCUCUUUUUCUUCCUCUCUCUAGUAUUUGUCCACCUCUGACUGCACGUUCCUGAAACUGAUUCUGAAGUAGGCCCUAUUUGUUACAGUGUUUGUACGGCAGAGGGUAUAAGAGCGAGCUCUUCUUUCACCAGGUGGAUCAGUUUAAAGCACCUCCCAUCCACACAGCCAAGCUACCUCUACAAGAGGUAACGACUGCCGAGAUGACUUGUCAGGAUAGACUGCCCGGAUUGCAGUUGGAUGCAGCUAUCAUUUUAACUUGGUUCAUCAACUAGUCACCAUAUUUUUAUAAAUUCUUUGACCUUUUUCACUAUUUUUAAUGAAAAAGGGAAUGCAAGUUUAUGCAACAUGUACCUUUUAUUGGAAAACGGGUCACAGAUUUCUCUAUUUGUGUAGAGCAUGGAACAGUUCCGGAAUACUCAUUUUUUCAGCUAAUUAACUUUUUUCCUAAAAGUUCUUCAAGCUGGUUAAAUUAGCCACUGAUGACCAUACUACUGCAGAAAAGUGACCACUGAUUUUUUUUUCUUUAUGUGUGAAUAGGACAUGGACUUCUACAUAUGUUCGAGCACAGUGCAGUGGAUUGCUGACUUCUGUCAAUAUAAAUAAGUGCCAUAAGCCCAAAACUUCAUCAAGGAAGAGUUUGACUGUUAAGAACCUGAAGAAAUAGGCCUACUACAAAGCUGUGACAAUCUAUUUCUUAAUGAGGCAUAAAUUGAUAUGUGUAGAACACCAAGCCAGAUCUGUGUUGAAACACUGUUUUUUUCUGAAUUCCACAGAAAUGAAUUAAGUGCCCAAUGUUAACUCGCUGCUUAACAGAACACAUGCCAGAUUCUGUAAUCUUUUUGAAGAUCUGCAUUAACUUGGAUGUGAAUUGGUUAACAACUGAAUAUAUACUGCGCUCGUCUACCCAGUUAAGUGUGGUUUAGCAGGUUAGGAUCAGAGCAGAACCCAUGUUAAAAGUCACCAUACCAUUGCCUUGAACUGUAAUGGUCAGCAAAGGGUCAAGUUCUUAGAAUGUCCUGAAACUGACCAGGGAGUUCAUCCAACAUUCCAAAGAAUUGCACUUUUCAAGGACUUAGGAUGACGGGUAUCCACGAUGACGUACGCAGGUCAUUCCAAAGAUGAGAUGGAAGGCUGUUUAAAAAGAACUGGCGAGCCGGGGAUUUGAUACAAAUCCCUCAAGUGGACUUACUGUAUAUCACUGCAAGAGAGAAGUGCUAUGACAAUUCUGCUUUUGAGAAGAUUAUGCUUGGGAUCAUAUCAUGGACUAAUAAUAAUCAUAUCAAGCAAAGUUGUUUGAAGGAUAUAGUACUUUUCAGAUUUGAGAGAUACUAUUUUUAGAGGGAUUUAGGAGAGCACAAAACUAUAGAAGCUGAUAAAAUUAACUUGACAUGUUGAAAAUGUGAACGUCUACAAACAGAAGAUACCACUUGGAAUCAUAAUCGUUAUUUGUGGCAAACAGCUCACUAUCAGGGCAGUGAAUUUGCAGCAAUAUUCUAGAUUACUUUCUCAUAUUUCUGAUCGAGAGGAACCGCGACUUAUGAUAACUUUAGACAAUAAUAAGAAAAAAAAUCUUCUGGUAGGAGUGACAAUUGUAUGAUUUUGUUUUUCAUCGGUAGCUAUAUCUGCUAUUUGCAAGUACAAUAGAGGACGGUCACUAGAAUCUAGGCACAUUACCUCUGUUGCUAAUUAUGUAUGCACUGAAUUUAUUCAAGAUGCUACUGGGCAUCUUCUUGGUUGCCAUGGCAACCUGCCUAGCUUCUGUCACAGCCGAGAGGAUUCAGGAAUGGAACACAUGGCAACAGGUCCGACUCCCCAAGAUGCACACGGAACAAGAUGCAGGGUCGGACCAUCUUUCAAAGACUGCCAAGGCACUUCUUGACUUGAAGGCAGGAAAGAGAGUUAAGUUUGGAGGUGACAUUUUAGAUUUGGAAUCUAUUGAGAGGAGUCUUUCAUUUGAGCAGACCAGUGCUAAAAACUUGAGUGAUACCAUCAGAACUAAAAUCAGUGUGGACGAUGCUCAAAUUCUCCUGAACAUGAAGCGUUAUCCAGGAGACAGUGCAGGGAACAUGGACCUAGGGGAACCCCGCAGGAAAAGACAGAUCUUUGGUGCAGACACUCGGUACCAGAUCACCAAGGAGUUCAGUAAGAUAUUCCCAUUUUCCGCAGCUGUGCAGCUCUCAACAGGCUGUUCUGGUGUCUUGAUAGGGCCAAGGCAUGUCCUGACCGCAGCGGAGUGCAUUCACAAUGGAAAGCGAUACCGUGGUAAUUCCAAGAACCUUCGGGUUGGGCUUAUUCGCACUGGGAACCGUACAACAUCCGGAAGAUCACCCUCUAGGAACCCCAAGCGUAAUGCAAAUUUAUUGUGGUACAAGGUUGAACAGUUGUACAUCCCUGACGGGUGGGUAUCGCCAAACCUCAUGGAACAACCCGAUACGUUCAAUUACGCCGUUCUCGAACUCAACAAAGACCACAGGCAGAACUGCAUGGAGGUUGGCGUUAGCUCCAAUCUGAACACCAACAGAAUGCAACGCAUCCACUAUUCCAGUUUUGACGAUUAUGAAUACCAUGACGACCCCGUCCUCGCAUACAGACAUUGCUUCAUCGAGCACGUAAGCGACACAAACAAUUACCUCUACGAAAAGUGCGACUCUUCGAAAUCGUCGGUCGGGGCUGGUAUAUACCUUCGAAUGUGGGACAGUGAGAAUUGGCAGUGGUCGCGACGCGUGAUGGCGGUGAAAACAUCGGAAACGGAGAGAAUACGAGUUAGGGGUAGGAUGUUGAAGGCUGCGAGGGACGUCCGGUUGACGCUUUUAAACUUUGCUCAAAUCUGUUACUGGGUGAUGCGGGAUUUUGAGGCCUGCAGUCGCGGAAGAAUCGAAGAUGCUUGUCUUAUGGCUUAGACGAUAGUAUCGUCAAGGGUUGGAUUAAAGCAUCCACUUUUCAAAAUCAUGUGCUUCUAAGACACUUUAAAUAGAUAAGUGCAUACAAGCGAUGGAGAUCUUUCAAAAUGCAAACAGAAAACGCUAGAAAAUGUGGGUGAUUUUUAACACGUUUCUGCAGAGCCAGUGUUCCUAUAAAAUUGUUAAAAUUCAGUGGAGCAGAAAAAAUGCUGGAGUGCCCCAAUGGAUCAACAAUGAAGAUUGGGUGAACAUAGCACUUGGGAUAAGACACUACUGGUGUAUGGUGUAUAGAGGUUAGAGAAUGGAAAAUAAACUAUGCAAAUCAUUUUUUAAAUGUCAUUUAAAAUGUAUCUAUAAGUUAUUCAGCUUUAGGUAAUUAUGUUUGAAUCUAAAUAAAAUCUUCAUGAUGAUAAUGAAAAUGCAUGAUGGUAAAAAAAGGCCCAAUUCAUAGGUACUUGUGAAUAUGGUAACUUUGUUACUAUGGAAACAACAAUGGUAACCUUGAUUUUGACUGGCUGUUACCAUGGUAAUCAAUAAAAUGGCAUAAAUUACUGAAACCUAAUACAUUCAGGGCACCUGCAAAGGAUUAAUGAUUUCAAAAUAAAUUAUUUUUCAAAAAUCCUAAUGUAUCAAAUUAGUUUGAAUAAUCAUUCAUGUCAUUAGAGUAAUGCUGCUUUGAAUUAUAUUUUAAAUAACUAUUUAUCUUUUGGGGCUUUUAAACAUAAUUUAAUUAAGUAGUGUAGUUUUUGUGUAUCAAUUCAAGUAGGAAUAAUGCUUUUCUUAGUUGAUAAUGUAUGAAGAACCAGUAUAUUUGAAUGGUGCAAAAUUGUAUGAUUUUUGUGUGUAAUUCAACUUAAAAUGAUAAAUAAAUAUUUCAACUAUGCAAAGACAGGGAUGAAGGGUUAUUAAAUGUAAAUAAAUACUUAAGUUUCAUCUUAAAUGUAAAUCUUACAAAAGUACAUUGGCCAUUGAAUAAAAAAAGAGAAAAAUUCUUAUGUGAAACAAGGCAAGAGAGUUCUCAAGAUAUCUUACAAAUCACUUUUCAAUGUUUCACAUAAGAAUUUUUUUAUCUUCAGUCUCUUGGAAAUGUUCUUAAUUGUUACAAAAAACACAAUUUGAACACUUUUCUCACAAAUUUAGUGAUAUGAUAUUACAAAUUGACAGAUUUUAUCAUCCUGCAACUUUUAGUGCAUUCCAUGCUUGGAAAGAGGGAUUUGUAAUCAGUAAGCAAAAAAUACGCAAAUAUCUAUUUUGAAAGGACACCCAACCAAGAUAAAUUGCCAUGUAAAAUCUCAAAUUUCAUCCAACAAAACAUGAUCUUAAAAAUAAGAAAUCAUGUGCUUACCUGUUUUCCAAGAUUUGGUGAGGAGUAGACAAUGCAUGAAAGAGAGAAAAAAAAGACAGAAUAAAACAAUGAUUAGAAACAGUGAUAAUCUAAACAUGGAAACACUGAAAUCAUGACUUUUCUUCCAAUUUUAUUCAUGUCCCCCAUGAGAUUUGAAGGCAAAAACGGUAGACUCUUAUCGACUGAAAAUCUGAAAUUGAUAUGAAUCAGCGUCAAUAGGGAAAAACUAAUGUGUUUGAGAUUGUGGUUAAAGGAAAGAAGCUAAUAAUAAUUUUGUAGCAAAAAGGUCCUGAUUUGAAUUAAUUCCAACUUCCAUCUCAGACAAAAU